CAGCCAUGUUCUAAUUGCACCCCACGAUCCAUCACUACUGAAGAAGGACACUACAUGCCAAUCAGGUGGGUCCAGCACCCCAAAGGUCCUGCUCUUCAAUAUGCUGGCACAUCGAGAUCUACCUCUCGCCACAUCACUCCCGUCCCGUCCCAACCCGCAUCCCUGGGCACCCGCAUUCCCCAACCUGUCACCAGUACAGGUCAAAGAGGAGGAGAUCCCAAUCUCCCUCGAGGAACUGAGGCAGUCGCACAGCCUACAGCGACCCCUCAAGCAAUCCCCCAGUCCUCCUUGGGGCCACAGUUGGAAGGGAUCCUGAAGUCUGAGCCUCGUGAUGAUCCAGCAGUUACUUGGGCCAGCUCAUUGUCAGCAGUUCCCUCCACGACUCCAACAAUCACAACCACCAACUCUGCCCCCAGGCUGUCCUCCAUCCCCCCCGGCAGUAAUGUCGACCCCCACCCUCACUCCUCGUGA
Molecule: messenger RNA, 471 nt
Organism: Postia placenta MAD-698-R-SB12
Lineage: Eukaryota; Fungi; Basidiomycota; Agaricomycetes; Polyporales; Adustoporiaceae
Exons: 2
Source: RefSeq, a predicted model, not a curated record